Molecule: messenger RNA, 4599 nt
Organism: Thunnus maccoyii (southern bluefin tuna)
Lineage: Eukaryota; Metazoa; Chordata; Actinopteri; Scombriformes; Scombridae
Gene: ppp1r3db
Product: protein phosphatase 1, regulatory subunit 3Db
Exons: 3
Coding region: 322-1380 (352 amino acids)
Biological process (GO): regulation of glycogen biosynthetic process
Cellular component (GO): protein phosphatase type 1 complex
Molecular function (GO): glycogen binding; protein phosphatase 1 binding
Source: RefSeq, a predicted model, not a curated record
AGCUGGUAAUUCAUGCCAGUAACUAUAAAGAAGCCACUGCAGGCAUUCUCAGAGAACAGCCCACCACUACCUGCUAUAAAUAUUCACUCUACUCCUCCCAGCCCAGUUAAGGUCUCAUGUUAUAUGUCAACGGCUGAGCUCAAAGGGUGGGAGCCAUAGAUUGCAGUUUGUCCUCCAGAUCUAAUUGUUGUUGCAGUCACUGAUGACUUCAUAUGGGGUUCAUAUCAAAGUUUUCCAGACAGCGAACAAGGUCGAUGCAAGAAACCAGCUGAACAACAACACAAGAAGUCACUGCUGUAAAGGUGUGUUUAUUUGACAAACAUGGAUGGGGCUUAUGAGAAUUGGCAGCACAAAGGUCCUGGUGAGAAGAGUGGGACCCAGCUUCAGUUCAUCAGAGGCUCCAGCAGUGUACCUGCCACUAAGACCACCACAAUCCGUCUUCGGGAUAUGUAUGAUCCCAAGCCUCAACCUGCCAAAGCCCCAGUCCGGAUCCGCCCUCCAGGUCCGAGACCUCCCCCUGUAAAGCAACCCGAUUUGAAGCAAACCAUGGCCACUAAGACCACCACCAUCCGUCUUCGGGACGUUUAUGAUCCCAAGCCUCAAACUGCCAAAGCCCCAGUCCAGAUCCGCCCUCCAAGUCCGAGACUUCCCCCUGCAAAGCAACCCGAAUUGAAGCAAACCAUGGUCAGCGAGCCUCCAACUAAGACGAUCAUGAGAAGACGAACUAAGUCUCUUCCUUCAACUGCAGAGAAGGAGAAAGACAUCAGGAGCGUGCAGGUUCGCUUUGUGGACUCACUGGGGCUUGAUUUAGAAGAAGUGAAGGUCUUCAAAGUUAAAGAGCACCCCCUGAUACCCCAACAUGUCAUGUUCAGACUAAUGAUGAGCUCUGAACUGGCCUUCGGCAAGUCAUUGGAGCUUUCCCUGCCUUACUUCAAACCUUGCUUUCCUGAAAAUAUGGGAGCUCAGCCAGACUUCCUGAAGUGUCUGCGCACCCAGAGUGUGUGCCUCGAGCAGGUCCUGUGUUCUGAGCUGGGGAUAACAGGGACUAUACAAGUACUAAAUUUAGCUUUUGAGAAAGAGGUCACAGUGCAUUACUCUUUCACCAACUGGAGAACACAAUCAGAUACAACAGCAUUCUGGGCAUCAAGUGGGUCCCGUGAAGAAUGCGAUGAUCCAGAAACAGAUAUCUUCCGAUUUCGUCUGCCUGUGCCACCUUUUAUUUUGCAGCCAGGAGCCGUUUUGGAAUUUGCCAUCUGCUUUUCUGUAAAUGGAUCUAAUUAUUGGGACAACAAUAAUGGGCGCAAUUACAAACUGUCAUGCCACAGCUACAAGGUGACUGUGCCAAGGGAGUGUGAAGAUAGCAUGCUGCAUUUUACCUGAGUGGCCACAUGAGGGAGCUAUAACACCUACACAUCGACAUGGAUGGCAACAAGCAACAUGUUGUGCAGUAACUAUUACCAAUGUUUUGCUUAACUUAUAUUAAGAAUGAUGAAUAAUGAUGAUGGAAUUUCACAAAGUAGAUUAACUCGAGUACUAUACUUAAGUACAAUUAAAUGUUUCCAUUUUAUGCUACUUUUUACUUCUAUUCCAAUACAUUCACAAAAGUAAAUUGUAUGUAAUAAUAAUAAUAAUAAUAAUAAAAUAAUAAUUUUUCUUUACUAGAUUUAUCUGAUAGCCACAGUUACUUGUUACUUUUUGGAUUCAAAUUUUACAUGCAAAACAAAUUAUCAGUUUAUAAAUGAAGAAUUGUUAUACACAAAAUUAUAUUAGUGGUUAAAAUUAGCUCCACCUCAACCAGCUAUUCAAAUGCUGCUUAAUUCUGUUUGCUGUGAAAGCUAAUGCAUCAGUAAUAAUCAAAUAGUAUAAUGUACAACAAAAUUACACUCACCUGCUACAUAUUGUACUUUUACUUUUGAUUGUUACAUUUUGCUGAUAAUACUUUGGCACUUUUACGUAAGUAACCUUUUGAAUGCAGGACUUUUACCUGAAAUGAAGAAUUAUAGUGUAGUAUUGUUACAUUAACUUAAGUAAAGGAUCUAAAUACUUCCUGCACCCCUGAUUAGAAGAUGCUCUAUUCAGGAAACACUAGAAAAAUUCUAGAAAUACUAGAGCAGCCAAAGAUUUGGGAAACAUUAAAGGAGGCCAAGACUUUAGUUCAAAAGGGUAAAUGCAGUUAAUGAGUGCUGUUUCUUUAGGAGUGAUUUGAUCAUUUAACAACAUUGUUUUGCAUCAAAUAUGUGAAGGGGAAGAGUUAUAGAGAGUCAUAAAAGGACAUGGUGAAAUUUGAAAUAUUCCAAUUGUAAAAGUCAUCAAAUGAGGGGUUUUUUAAGGACAUGGGGGGUUCCUAGUGCUGCAAAAUGCAUCUGCAAGAAAAUACACAAAUGAUUUUUGUAAAGCUAACAAAGCUAAUGCUAUUCUUCAUCACACAACAGAUUCUAAUGUAUUGUAGUUUAAUAUAAUAUACCAGUAUGGGCACAGUGAAACACCAACAUCUGGUUAGCUUCACCACACAUUUGUGGUUCACCCUUACAGGGAUUCACCAUCAGUUUAGUACUGCACUUCCACAAAGAUGGGGGAACAAAAGAAUGGCCAAAAUCAACAAAGCAGAGGCCGAGAUAUCCCGACUUUUAGUCUCUUGUAUGAGUCAAUGUUCAAAAACACAAGAACCUAUAUUUCCCAUGACGCAACUCAAGAGAGAUUUUCAUUAAAUUCCCCCCUACCACUUCUUUCAAACCCCACACCUCCAGAAAAUUUGAAGUCUGAAGCCUGAGCCAAUUUGACCUUGAUGACAUCACUUCAGAACAGGUAACUGAACUUCAUGUGUGAAAUUGGUGGAGUGCCCCUUUAAAAUAUUCCUGCUUGGUUUAAUUCAUGGACGGAUUCCUGUGUUCUUGCUGGGCUUGUAUUUAAAUUAAAUUCCUGCCACCUCUGUACAGACCUACAAAGGAAUUUGUUCACUUUGCAAUUCAACAGUCUGGUGACCCAAUUCAAUGAGUGAUAAUCUGAGUGAGACAAACUCAUAUCUGCUGUUAUAUACAAAGGUGACACAUUGUUGAUUUCAUAUAAGUUAGAGGACUUAAUGAUCUGUCAGCAGACUGAGCAGCUGUUUGUUGUCAGUGUUUACUUUCCACCAUGACUAACAGGGCUUGACCCCAUUCUUCCAGGAGCAUGUUUUGUUAUUGGAGCAGGAUUACAGGGAGCAGAGUUAGCUCAUCUGUUGCACUGUGACUGGCUCCCUUAGAUCCCUUAGUCAGUAUUGACCUUUCACCAAAAAGUUUCCACUGAUACAAGAGCCCAAAUUCCAGACCUGCCUGGCAGGCUGCGAUGUGUGGCUCAUAGGAGGCAUUCUUCCAUCUGCGUUAGUCACUGCAGCUGUAUGGCAUGCUUUAAACCUGAUAGCAGCUAUUUGAACACCGUCCUCUCCUCCCAAAAAAAAGUUUGAGAGCAUAUCAAGCUUUUUAUAAAUCACCCAUCAAUCAGAGAAAACUAAAAUGAGCAAGGGAUUCGUUAAAGGCACAGUCUGUGAUUCAAGUACACAGGCCCAUAUUUUACAAAUAUGUGUAGAUUUUAAUUUUGAAGUUAAACUCCUUAAGUAUCAAUGUAAAUAUAAUUUACAUUUAUGUGGUGAAAAAAAACAACUACUGGGGAAUUUUGUCGUUAUUUGGAUUACUUGAUUUGUUAAAAAUGUGCAUUUACAUGAGUGACUGACACGUUAUUCUUGAGAUAGCAGCUAUAUCAGUUGUUGCUCCAGGUAUGCUUAUUAUUUUAUGUGUAAAUUUGGGGCAGUCAGUCAGAUGUUACAGUAAAGAGGCACUAGAUGACACCAUUGCUCAAAGCUAAGAUCCUACAUCAGGGGUCCACAAAUAGGUUCAACCAUGGGCCAGUAUUUUUUCAGCACUGUUUACUGGGAGGUUAAAUCACGUCCCAAUAUGUUUUUAAUAUAUUUUGAUAAUUUAUUUAUUUUAAUUCAUUCAAGAAUAAAACUGAUUUAUAAAAUAGCUUUAGGUUUGUACCUGAAUGAAUAUAUCAUAAUUUCCAGUAGUGACAGCUAACAAAGUCACUCAGCUUAUGUUUGAUACUCAUUUGACAAAAAGAGCCUCUUAAACAUGAACAUACUGUACAUGAGACUAAAAAUGCAUUAUCUUGUCCAUACACAUUAAACAGUGGGCUGCUUCAUUUGUGGUUGAAGCAAAGUGCUGUCAUUGACACAAAUCUGUUCUGGUCAGACAGGCCAAAUCAUGUUAUGUACCUGUGUUAAUCAUCUCAUAAGUUUAUAAGAUGUUACAAGGUCAUAUUUAUUGGGAUUUACAUGAGCCUUCUGUUUAUAUUGUUAUUGACUUCAGGUUUAUGAAGACUCAUGUACAAGAUUUGAUGUAAUCUAUAAAAGGAAAAAUAUUUUUGUUAGAGAGCCAAAUUUGGGCCACAGGGCACUAUUUAACUUCCAUACAUGUUCAUUUGAAGCACCUUAAGAGCCUUUUGGUUUCACUUUUUUUUAUUUCUAAAUGCACCGCUAUUUGACCUCCAAGCAAUAUAAACAUUUUUUAUUUAACAUUUUCUCUUCCUUUUCCUCCUUCACUACUAGAGCGUAUGACUCAUGUA